AUGGGGCUGUCACUGCGAAAGUGGUCUUGGGAGCUCCUCAGUAGUAUUUUGCCUUUGAGUAACUGUCCCCAGCUCCAGUGCUGCAGGCACAUUGUUCCGGGGCCUCUGUGGUGCUCCGAUGCCCCUCACCCACUGUCGAAGAUCCCCGGUGGGCGAGGGGGCGGCAGGGAUCCUUCUCUCUCAGCUCUAAUAUAUAAGGACGACAAGCUCACUGUGACCCAGGACCUCCCUGUGAACGAUGGAAAACCUCACAUCGUCCACUUCCAGUAUGAGGUCACUGAGGUGAAGGUCUCUUCCUGGGAUGCAGUCCUGUCCAGCCAGAGCCUGUUUGUAGAAAUCCCAGAUGGAUUAUUAGCUGAUGGGAGCAAAGAAGGAUUGUUAGCACUGCUAGAGUUUGCUGAAGAGAAGAUGAAAGUGAACUAUGUCUUCAUCUGCUUCAGGAAGGGCCGGGAAGACAGAGCUCCACUCCUGAAGACCUUCAGCUUCUUGGGCUUUGAGAUUGUGCGUCCAGGUCAUCCCUGUGUCCCCUCUCGGCCAGAUGUGAUGUUCAUGGUUUACCCCCUGGACCAGAACUUGUCCGAUGAGGACUAAUGGUCAUAGAGGAUGCUUUGUCCAAGAGCCACAGUGGGGAAAGAGGGGAAGUUAGGCAGCCCUGGGACAAAGGAGAGGGUUUCUCACUGUCUAGGGAAGGACACUGAGGGGCUCAGGGUGAGGGUUGCCUAUUGUGUUCUUGGAGUUGACUUGUUGAAAUUGUUUUCCAUAAAGAACAGUAUAAACAUAUUAUUCACAUGUAAUCACCAAUAGUAAAUGAAGAUGAUGUUUAUGAACUGGCAUUAGAAGCUUUUUAAAUUGCGCUGUGUGAUGUGCUCUGUCUAGCCUAGGGGAGGACAUUGCCUAGAAGGAACUAUCUGGGUCUAGGGGCAAGGCCUUGGAGGGCUAGUGGGCAGCACUAUCAUGCUCCGGUCUCCUUGCUGAUGGGCUUUCUUGAUUGGUUUUUAAGACUUAAAUAUUUUCUUUGCUUCGUCACCCUAGGGGCUCCCAAGUAUAGGCUUUUCAGUUCCUGGGCAAGUGUCAUUGGGUUAUUUUUUAACACUCCACUUGGGCUUCUUUGUGUGCAUCUGUGUCUGGCCCACAAUAAGCAGGUCUGACCCUCUCCUUUUUUACAGCUUAGUGUUAUUCUGACAUUUGGUUAAACUGGCUUAAUCUGUCUUAAUGUUAUUAGUGCAUUUUAAAUAGGGGCAUUGAAGUUCACUCCCACCACCAGGGUUUUUUGGGGGUACCUGGGUCUUAAGAAACACUAGCCAAACUCCACUUCUCAGAUUUAUUGCUAGGAGUUCUUGCUCCUGAGGCCCAGGCCCCAAAGUCUCCUUACUAAGGUCAUGAAGAGCAGAGGGGAAGAAUAGCAACUCAGGGCCUGGUAAUAGUGGGGGAUUCUGUCCUUAGGGACUGAAUGCCUCUGGCUGACCAAGUAUAGUGCUGACUGCCUCCCCCAACAGGUCUGAGCAGUGCUUGAGACUGUUCUGCAGGGUGGGAUUGGGGGUGGUGGUGUAGAAGUGGCCUGCCCUUUUCUGUUUUCACUGAGCAGCAUAUUGUAAGGAGAAAGAAAAGGGGAAGAGAUCUAGAUUGGGUGAAGGGAGUUGGGGUGUCAUUGAGGCACGUGUGUUUGUGUUUCUGUGUCAAUAAACUGAUUUAAAGUUGUGGUUGGUCUGUUCUUUAUUCCUGUACCAGGACCAACUACCUAUCACUACUAGAGCUUAACUUAAUUAUGGGUAUGAUACAUGCUUCUCUUGGAAAAGAGACUGUAGUGGUAGGGCAGAUACAGUGGCCAAGUUCUCUGUAGUAGGCAGGUCAGGAUUCAGAUGUAAAACCCAAGGAAUAUACAGGUAGACAGGGAUUUUUAAAAAAGACAAAACUUAGCCCUUUACUUUCCCCAAAGCUGGCUGGCAGAUGAUGGGAAACAUGCUUGAGACUCUGCUGCUACUGUUGGUGGUUCCUGCUCAACACAGCCAGAGUUAGAAGGGCUGAACUAAAAAAACUCAGGUACCCAGUCAAGAUUUCCCUUUCAAAAAAAACUUAGGCUACUGAAGACCAUUCACUGGAAAGAAAUAUGACACCCAAAGGUUGCAGUUUAGU
Molecule: messenger RNA, 2133 nt
Organism: Castor canadensis (American beaver)
Lineage: Eukaryota; Metazoa; Chordata; Mammalia; Rodentia; Castoridae
Gene: Oaz2
Product: ornithine decarboxylase antizyme 2
Biological process (GO): positive regulation of protein catabolic process
Cellular component (GO): nucleus; cytoplasm
Molecular function (GO): ornithine decarboxylase inhibitor activity
Source: RefSeq, a predicted model, not a curated record